Nematocida ausubeli is the source of this 3807-nucleotide messenger RNA. RefSeq lists its product as uncharacterized. Bases 1 to 3807 code for a protein of 1268 amino acids. Lineage: Eukaryota; Fungi; Microsporidia. The record is from RefSeq and is a predicted model, not a curated record. The transcript has a single exon.
AUGCUAAUAAGAAAGAGUAUAGUAUAUAAAGAAAGGAAGAAAAGUGUCAGAGUGUCUGCUUGGUGUGCUGGAAUAUGCAUAUUGGGUUAUCUAGUCAUGCUAAGCCAAGUGUAUACCAGAGUCUCUUUGAAUGAUAUUGAAUUACUCAAAAAAAAAGACUUUUUUAGCACAGAUGGAAAUACUGGUUGGAAAAUAGAUGUAAAUAGUGUACUGAACCCACUGGCUGCACUGAUGUGCACUAAAGCUGGAUUUAUAGACAGUAAGAGAUUCGUACCAGGUGGCAUUAAAAAAACUAAAACAACAGUGCGGUAUAUUGCAGAAAAUGAGUAUAUAUUAGAAGACACCCGUGACUUGAGAAUGGAUGAAUUAGACCAUAUAAAAGGUGAUAAUUACGAUAUACAAUAUAUUAAUGAUUAUAACAAAACGAUUGCUCUGAUGUUCCCCUCUAUGCAUGGGUAUGCAUCCAUAUGGUCAGACAGAGAAGACUCUUUUUUCUCUUUUAUUAAUAGGGUAGAUGUAAAAAAGCAUAAAUACAAAAUACUUGCCUCAUUGUUGCUGCUUGCAGAAGGAGUGAAUGUGCCAUUGGCAAUUAAUGAGAGUCAGAAUAAGAAAACAUUGGUUCUAGGCAAUAGGUUUAUAUUUUUCAAACACGUAAGAAUAGAUCUAAAAAGCUCGAAAAGUAGCAUAACUAGCAAGGAAGUGGGCGAUAACACGCGUUUGUUGGAUGUAGUCGAUGUGAUAAGUUUUUUCAUAAACAACAGGGCAUCGGUGUCUUUCAAAAAAAAACAGCAGAGUGACACCCUAGAUGAUUAUUCUAAAUUCAUGAAAGGUAUGUUCAUUAACAGUCCGGUUUUUCUUAUUCAAAUGUAUAUAUUUAACUGCAUGAAGAAUAGUGAAGAAACAAUGCUGUUGGUCCAAGAAGUGUUUAAUAUGCUGCAGAAAAAUCAUGCAGAUAAAGAAAGCGCAGCGCUAUUUAAUAAGUACUUCACAAGAGCAGAACAAAGUUCAGACUGGAAUAACAUUAUAAAAGAAGUCGAAAAUAUAGUACAAAAGGAAUUAAAGAAUGAUGUAGUAUUUCUUUGGAACCACACAGUGAAUUUGAGUCCAACUAUAUGCACUGCUUCCCAAGAAAAAAGCCCGAAUUCUUUAAACCCGAAAAACCCAAAAGCUCCGAAUGGACUCAAGUCACAAGUAGAUAGUGGCAUGGAUGUUAUGAAUAAGUAUCUAGAUAGCUAUUUAGCCAAUAAUAUAAAUAUUGAUAAAAACAAUGCUUUAUAUUUUAUUGACUACAUAGAAACAGUGUUACUUUCUCUGUUCUGCUGUGUAACACAAGAUUGUGAUGGGGACACGUAUACAACUAGAAAACUAUGCUCUGCCUCUGAGGGCCUGAAAAGCUUUUUUGAAAAACACCAGCACAUGUACGGAGUCGUGUCAAAUAAAAUGCAUGAAGAGUGGAACAAUGUGGUAAAAGAUCUGAAAGACCCAAAAAUAUGGUAUUUACGGAAAGAUUGCAACCAGCUCGCUCCUGGUCUGAUAAAUAUAAUGUAUACCUUUGCGAAGGUUGCCGGUAUAUAUCAAAUAAAACAGAUAGAUAAUAUUGCAGAGAAAAUAGAGCAGUUAUACGAUGAAAAAAUAAUGACUAAAAUUAAUACCUACAAGGAUAUGUUAUGUAAGAAUCCAUCCAAAACAGAGCAGAAAGAAAUCAUAAGCGAAAUUGAAAAAAUAAUAGGUGAGAAAAUUGAUAAUGAAGAAACACUCCCUUAUGAGUAUAUUUACAGCAUUAUUGAAAAGCAAAAUAAUCUGAUGGCGGAGUUAACAGAUGCCAUAAAUAAGUAUUUUAGUUCAGUAGUAGUUGAAAAAUAUGCGAUGAAUAAAAACCUAAAGAUAGUUGUAGCAGUGGAGUAUAAAGAGACCUCGAAGAAUGAAAGAAGCGAUUUGUUUGGGACAAUAUCGAUAACCCACAUGGAGAAUGUUUCUGGAGUAGCUGGGUUCAAUGAAAAUCAUGGCAAUUACAGCAGAUCUUUCUCCUUCUUGAUCAGUUCAAAGUGGGGCGAUCUAAAAGAAGCAAUCGAUAAGGGCACCACUCAAUUUGUAAAUAAUGCCCCAGUCGACAAUAAUGUUAUAACCACAGAAAAAGAUAAAUUAUAUCCUAAUUGUAAAAAGUGCACUGAAAGUGGAUGGUUCAUUAACUGGUGUCUAAGACUAUGCAUACAAGCAAGCAAUAAUCUAAGCAAUUACAAUUCUAGUAGUUUUUCAUAUAAAGAAAAAACUCUAAUGAAUAGUAUGGAGAUAGCCAAGCUUGAGAAACAAAAAGACAUUCUUCUUCUCAGUUUAAUGUUACGUGACAGAAACUACAAAAGAGAAUUUGCAUUGUAUCUCUCUAUAGAUAAGGAAAGCUCAUCUUUACUACAAAACGACAAUAUUUUACAGUUUAUUAAAAAUAAUGUUGUGGAAAUCCCUACCUCGUGUAAGAUGGAACUCUCAGAUAGAUUAAUUAUGCAUCAUAUCCAGCCUUUAAAUCAUAAAUACUCUGCAAAUACAUAUGUCAAUACAGAUAUAACCCGAAACAUAACUUACUUUACAAAGAAAGUACAGAGAAUAUUAGAUUUCUUUAAACAGUGGGACCCAAAUACAGAAACAGAGGAUACAAAUUUAGAUUCAUCUAAAAAGUCUAAAAAAGCUAUAAUUCCAGAUAUAAUUGGCCACGAACUAUUGUAUCGGAUAGAAAGAGUGAAUUUAAAUGUAAAAAUUUCAUUGGAGCGCAAGAUAGAAUUGGAAUUAUUUGACAAAAAUGUGCGUAUGCUAGCUGAGCUGGUUGUAAUGCGUUUAACAGACUCUAUCUAUUUUCUAAGCGAUACUCUUAAUUCUCAAAGUGACGAUGCUAAGAAGUCCUUUCUUAUAUUUCUAACAUGCGGAAAAAAACCCAUGAAGUACAUGAACAAGAUUCUUGAAGAUGUAGAUAAAAUAAGAAAAUCGGUUUAUAUCAAAGAAUACCAUAGGAAAAUUAAUAUUUUCUUGAUAAAAAUCAUUCAGCUUGCGCUUUAUUACAAAGAUACCGCAAAUUAUGAAGAUUUUAUAAAAGGCUGUUAUGAUAAAAUUGAUUUUAAGAUAUAUGACCAGAAAGCUACAGGGUAUAUAGGCGAAGUAGAAGAUGGAAGUCAGGGGUUGAAAAAUAUAGAAGGUAUAUUGUGCAAAGAAAUGAAACAGCCCAAUAUAGACGAGUUUAAAAGGAUACUAGAGAUGAAUUAUGCCAAUGAUAAAGCUACGAACACGGAUUGCUAUUUUUCUUUAAGCGCUCAUGUAAAAGAAUUGCCCAAACUCAAUCAUAACAGCUUACAAGCGUUCGACUCAGAAAUGUUCGACUCAGAAGCUUCCUACUUUGAAGAUACUAACCCGAAUAGCCCUAAUAACCCGAAUAGCCUGAAUAGCCCUAAUAACCAUAAUAGCCCUAAUAGCCCUAAUGACCAUAAUUCAGAAUCUACUGGAUUUGAUUUUGACACAACAGAUAUUGUUAGCUCAGAAGUUUCUAGCUCAGAACCUCCCAGCUCAGAAGAUGCCAACCAAAAACCUAUCAAUCCAAACCAUACCAAGUUAAAACCUACUAAGUCAAAAUUUACUAAGCCAAAGCUUACCGAUUCAAAACCUAUUGACCUAGAAUCUAUCGAUCCAAACCAUAACAAGUCAAAACCUACUAAGUCAAAAUUUACUAAGUCAAGGCUUACUGAUUCAAAAUUUACUAAGCAAACGAAUAGAAAGAAAAGGCGUGUCAACCCAAAACCUGCCAUCCAAAAGCUUGCUAACCCAUGA